Molecule: messenger RNA, 2649 nt
Organism: Trypanosoma grayi
Lineage: Eukaryota; Euglenozoa; Kinetoplastea; Trypanosomatida; Trypanosomatidae
Product: tetratricopeptide repeat domain 27
Exons: 1
Coding region: 1-2649 (882 amino acids)
Molecular function (GO): protein binding
Source: RefSeq, a predicted model, not a curated record
AUGGAGUACAGUGUCCCCGAGUUGCUGCUGCUGCUUCCGACCGUCACCGUUGAGGAGCAGCAUUUGCUGAACGGCCGUCUCACACUCUCUCUGGAGGACGCGGCCAACAUCACGGACGCGUACUUCAAAACUGUGGAGAACUUUCUGCAGAGCCACCAACAUCUAGACUAUGAAAAGGAUAUCAUUGCAGCAGUUGACGUUGCGCUUCGCCUUUUCAAUGCCGAAAACUUCAGUGGAGAGCUUGUGCCCGCCGAGCGGGAGCGGUUGGCUGCCGUGCUGGAUCGGUACACGAUGAAGGACGAGCUCCGCGAGCGAUACAUGCAGCGACUGCUUGUGAGCGAUGGGGAGAUGCCGCACCCGUGCGUUCGCCUGAGCGCACUGCUGCUUGGUGUCCUUGCCAUCGUCUGCAGCAACGCGCGGGGCGGUGCGCACCCACUCGUGCCACACCACAACAUUUGGCGCCUGCGUGCGCACAUGCGGCACCAGUUAAUCCUCCAGCACCGCGCGCACUCCGUCUUCCUGCAGCUCGCUUCGUGCGUGGACGCGGCGGUUGGUCUCGCGGAGGCGGACCUCAGCGUUGAGCACCUCCUGGAGGUGGGCCACGUGCACAACUACUAUCACCGCCGCGACCUCGCCGCUGAGACGUUCUGGCGCGCCGCCCGCAAGAGUGGCCUCUCGGUGAGUGAGGACACCAUGAUGGGCGUGCGCACGCGCUGGCAGAAGCAACAGCUCGUGCAGGUGGUGAUGAACGCACACAGUGCGCGGACGUUUACACCGCCACCAGUGGGCGACACGCCUCGCGUUGUGAUGGGCGAGAAGGACGGCCACGAUCUGCUCGACCGCCCGCGGGAGACGGUGGACGCGCCGGCGCCGGCGCUGCAGCCGCUGCACCCGACCGACAAGGCCAUCAUCCUCGCGCUCUGUCUCGAUAUACGCAACACGAAUCCCUACCACGGCCUCACGCAGCACCACAUGCAGACGUACGUGGAGCGGCUGCUCGCCGACCCCGCCCCCGCGCCGUUCAUGAUUCAAUGCCAGACGCUUCUGAUGCGUAGCCGGCUGGAGCGGCGGCGCAACCGCGUGCAGGAACGUGCCUUCAUGCAGAUGACGGAGUUGGUCGACCAGCACGCCGCCACACGCGACGUCACGCGCGAGACAUACCAACGUACCGACAGCGACUACUUCUAUAGCGUCGCGUACCCCUCCAUCUGGCAGCUCAAGAGUGAGUUUGCCGACUUCUGCUUCGAGGAGAGCCUCUUCAAGACGGCGCUUGACGCCUAUGAGCAGGUGCUCGACUGGGAGAACAUCAUCAAAUGCUGCAAGUCAUUAGACAGGCGCAAACGGGCGGAAUCACUGGCCCGCGAUUUGCUCGAGACAGAUCCGUGCAACCCGCUGCUGUGGGUCGCGCUCGGUGAGGCAACACGCGAGGUGGCUCACCUCUGGAAGGCGUGGGAGUUAUCGCAGCACCGCUCCGCCGCGCCGAUGCGUGCGCUGGCGAAGCUGUCGCUAGAGCGUGAGGAGUACAGCAAGGUGGUGGAGUACUUUGAUGAGGCGGUGCGGUUGAACCCCGUGUUUGGUGGCGACUGGUUCACGCUCGGCUACGCGGCGAUGCGCCUCGAGCAGUGGGACCGCAGCGGGGAGGCAUUCACGCGCGUGUGCCAGAUUCAGCCGAAUGACGCCUAUGCGUGGAACAACCUCGCGUCGGUGCUUCUGCGGAGUGGGCAGCUGCGAGCAGCGUUCAACGCGAUGAGUCAGGCCCUGCGCAACAACCGCCGUGACUGGCGCAUGUGGCAGAACUACUUUUCCAUCGGCUGCGAGCUGAAGGAGGUGACGGAAACGACCAACGCACUGAAUGUGCUGCUGGAGAUCGCGAAGCGCAACACACGGCUCGAGCGCAGCUCAUUGCACCGCUUCGUUGACAACGCGGUUGCGUACAUGGAGGGCCGCAUCCCUGCCAGCUCGAAGGAUCAGGAGGACCCUGACGUUGGGCACACGCCCGUCGCACUCACUGAUGACAGGAGUGACGACGACGAGGCGAUGGGCGACAUUAUGCCAUUCGGCAGCGAUGUUGAGGUACCCGAGUCGUUCUUCGCGGCGGACAAGGCGGCGGCUUCGUUGGAGGCGGCCCGAGUACGUGCUGGUAUCGUGGAGCGCUACAAGCAGCGCAUGCGUGAGACGUUCAACCGCAUUACCGAUCUGUUUGUCACAGACCCGGAGAUCUACGCCUGCGGGGCGAAGCUGCGCCGCUACAUGGACGGCCCGCUUGCGGGGUGCGAGAUGCGGCUGAAGGAGUUGCGCUGCUGCCAGCAGAAGGACCAGUGGGAGCGCGACGAGACACGCUUCGCCCGCACCUGCGAGUGCCUGCAUCACAUGGUGGACGACGCACUCGCCGCACUGAAGGACGCGGCAGCACACAUCACGGCAAACGGUGAGGGAAAUAACGCAGAUGAGGAACAGCAGGAGCGGCGCAAGCAGGAGGAGCGUAUCGUGGCGGUACUGAGCGACACAGUGAACAACAUUGUGGCGGUGAUCGAUGCGGCGCAGGACUACAUGGGGGAGUCUGCGGAGUACGCGGAGCUGCGGUCGUCGUUGCUGCCGCGCGUGCGAAGCGGCCUGCAGGAGGCCAAGGCAGCGUUUAUGCUGGACUAA